GGCGCUCGGGGCGGUGUUCACUCCCCGGAAGCCAGCGCAGGGUGCCCGGCACGGAGGAGCAUGACGGCGCCGCUGGCGGGGCUGCGCUGGGGCCUGGGGCCUGGCUGGCUGCUCCGGCUGAAGCGCUGCAGGCGCUCAGCUCCUUGGGAUCUCGGGAUUAGGAGCAGUGCUUCAGGUAAAGAGCUUCUGGGAUUGUUCUCCCUGAACAAUGACAUCCUAUUGCAGUCCUGCCGGAACUAUCAAGCAGUGCUAUGCACCGAGCUGACAAAGCCAUUGAUUAUUAGGAACCUCCCAUCCCCUUCUCUGCAGCCCCAUGAGGUCAGGGUUGGCGUCCGUUACUGUGGAGUAAAUUUUGCUGAUAUCUUGGCCUGUAAGGGUUUGUACCAAACGAAGCAUUGUCUUCCAUUCACCCCUGGAAUGGAGUUUUCAGGGAUGGUGAUGGAGACUGGAGCGAACGUCAGCACAGUGCAGGAGGGAGACAGGGUAAUUGGUGUGACUGGCACUAGUGCAAUGGCUGAGGAGUGCAUAGCUGAUCAGAAGAUGCUGUGGCCAAUCCCAGAAGGUGUUUCUUAUGAAGAAGCUGCAGCAUUGCCUGUGUCUUAUGGCACAGCCAUUUUGGCCCUGGAUCAUAGAGCACGCACGCAGCCAGGGGAAACGGUUUUAGUGACAGCAGCUGCUGGGGCCACGGGGCUUGCUGCUAUCGAUGUAGCUGCUAAUGUUCUCAAGGCAAAGGUGAUAGCAGCAGCUGGAAGUGAUUACAAAUGCAACCUGGCUCUGCAGAAGGGUGCAGCCCACAGCGUGAAUUACACCCAAGGGAGCCUAAAGGAGGGGGUGAAGAAACUUACAGAUAACAGAGGGGUCAAUGUAGUUCUUGAUGCCGUUGGAGGGGACAUCUUCAAGGAGGCAUUACAUAGUUUGGCUUGGGAGGGCAGGAUUGUGGUGGUGGGUUUUGCUGGAGGAGCAAUCCCCUCUGUCCCAGCCAACCUGCUGCUUCUGAAGAACGUGUCUGCCUUGGGAGUGUUCUGGGGUCGAUACCGGGAAGAGGACUUUCCUGUUUUUUCGUCAUCCCUCUCCUCUGCUCUUUGGUACUGCCAGGAAAGACGGAUCCAACCUCAUGUAGGAGCGGUCUUCAAACUGGAAGAGGUGAAUGAAGCCUUUAGCCGUGUAACCCAGCGCAAGUCAACAGGAAAGGUUGUCAUCUCAAUGAAAUAAAUCAGCCUGUUUCCUCAGAACACAGCCCCUGCUGCUGUUGGACUAAUCAGCAGAAUCACCCUUCUGGCUUAUGGAUGCAGACAGCCAAGUUGCAUCUACCCUGUGAUUUCUUUCAUGAUUCGUCUACCACCACCAGUAAUGUAGAGGGAUAUGGGCUCCUGCUUAGGUUUAAAUGACAUGAUGAUAUAAAUACUUGCGCCCGUUGCUAGCAUUGGUGGAGUUGCACUGGUGCUAGACAAACAGUGCCAGGAGUCCUAGGGGAGACAAGGUUUCACUGUGACGGGAAGAGGGAGAAUAGAUGCAGAGCAGUGCAAUUAAUACAAACGUAAACCAGACUCUCUUUAAAGGAAUCACCAUUGGGAAAUCUUAAGUCUCCCACUGUGAGCAGUGUGUGCUCUGUAUAAUAUACCCAUAACAUCCUUGUGUCCCUAGAACAGGGCUUCUCAGACUCUUUUUCCAUAGUGUGGUUCACCUUUUAACAGAGGUUUUUAUGUUGGAAACGUCUCCCGCUUCUGCUGGCGGUUGUGCAGACCCCAUCUCUCACAUUUAUGGUUGCACAGACUGCUUCCUUUCUAUUGGUGAUGACCUAGUAUCUUAGGGUAUGUCUGCAUUACAGUCAGACACCUGCGGCUGGCCCGUGUCAGCUGACUCAGGCUCGCAGGGCUGUUCAAUUGUGGUGUAGACUUUCCAGCAUCAGCUGCAGGGUCCUCGAGCCUGGGCUCCAGCCUAAGCCUGAAUGUCUACACCGCAAUUAAGCAGCCCCUUAGCCCAAGUCAGCUGGCACAGACUAGCCAUGAGUUUUUAAUUGCAGUCAGAGCCUUUGUGUCAACCACAGUCAUGACUUUCCUCAUGUGACCUUUCCACAUAAGCAAAAUGGUUUUUAGCUUCUUGUAAUGCAGUUUAAGAGCUGGAAGUGAGGAGGGGAAUUAGUGCCGUGAGGCCAGUCAGUGCUCCACCCACCACAGUCUGAGAGGAGCUGCCCUUGGUGGUGAUAGAGCAGCACUGCUGUAUGUAGCCAUUACAAAACAGUCAGCUAGAACCAGGCAGCUUGGGCUGAGGGGUGGAGUUGAAAUGAGGAGACAUGAAAAACCAUGAGGUGAGGGCACAGUUUUUGCAACAGUGUAACCAGCCAUUGGUCCAUAUCACCUGUUGACCUGCCUUAAGCAGAACCAAACGACCCACCAGUAAUUGCUGUACCCAGCCACUUGCAUGUGGGACGAAAGACUUCAUCCCUGACUCCUGUGUCAGCUUAGCUUGGUCCCCAGAGGUGUAAUUAUACGGAUGGUGACCUUGGUGAGCGUGGCUGCGAACAGGAGAGACUUCAGUCUAAGACACUGUUAACAAGCACCAUUGGCUCUCUCGAGCCUGCCUGAAAAGAGCUGGACCCAUGACGUCCUGCAGAACGCUCUCUGGUAGAACUGUUUGAUGAGACAGUACCUGAAUUCCCCCACGCUGUUGCUUGCUGCUCUGACUUGCAGUCCAAAUCCGUACGCCUCUGAACUUCCGUCAGACUAGAGCGCUUUCUAAAUGUACAAUAAACCUUUUGGUUUUCUUAACAUGGCUUUGCUGCAGCUAUGGAGACCAGGCUCCCUUGCUCUUAUCUUUGCUGCUGUGGAGCGAUGAGCAGCUACCCUGGCUUCUGUCCAGUAAUUUGGAGGAGCCCGUAAAAGUCUUUCACCCCUUAAAAACAUGACUGAUUUCUCAGAUUGCCACCAGCUUUCUGCUGCAGGAGGCUGGGGUCUUGGUUGCUUGUUAGUGUCCUACAUAGUUGUGAAGAGUUCUGAAAAGGACAGCUUGUUGAAAUAAGCUUCAGACUAGGUGGUCCUAAUGGUCCCUUCUAACCUUAGAGUCUGUGAAUCUAAGCUGUGGGACUGGAGGCCACAAACAUAAAAAUGGCCAUACUGGGUCAGACCAAAGGUCCAUCUAGUCCAGUAUCCUGUCUUCUGACAGUGGCCAGUGCCAGGUGCUUCAGAGGGAAUGAACAGAACAAGUAAACAUCAAGUGAUCCAUCUCCUGUUGCCCAUUCCUAGCUUCUGGCAAACAGAGACUAUGGACACCAUCGCUGUUCAUCCUGGCUAAUAGCCAUUGAUGGACCUAUCCUCCAUGGAUUUAUCUAGUUCUUUUUUGAACCCUGUUAUAGUCUUGGCCUUCACAACAUCCUCUGGCAAGGAGUUCCACAGUUUGACUGUGUGUUGUAGGAAGAAAUACUUCCUUUUGUUUGUUUUAAACCUGCUGCCUUUGAUGUGCUUUGUGUGCAUUCUGCUUACAGCACUUACAAACAUUCAUUGUUACACCAUCAGUGCAUGGUAGCUAAAUAUGAUCCACUUUAGAGAUGCAGAAACCACAGCCUCAGUGCAGCCAAGCAAGGAAGCCCAUGCUUAAUUCCAUGUAUGCUCUUGAAGUUAAUAGGACCACUUCAGUUACGCAUCUGCUUAGGUGCUUUGCUGAAUCAGAGCCUGUGUCUGUUUCAGAGCUGACAUUAGAACAGAGGAGUUCUGUGGACUUGCUCCCAUGCUUAGUCUACUUAAUGGCGCUGCCUCUUGGGCUGUUGAGUUGCCCUCAUACACAUCACAAUGGCUGCUCCUCAGAGGAAGGAGCUAGCUCAGCAGCAGCCAGCUGCUGGGAAGGGAGUUGGUGGCGAUGGCAGCAGCCAGGGCAGCACUGCCUCCUCUCCCCAGGUCAUUAAUUGGUUCUGGGUCCUCCCAGAAACUGAGGGAGUAGGGCCUCAGGGUUUCAGCAACCCCAAAGGCCUUGCGCGGGGGGCUGUGUGUGUCGGGGGCGUGGGGGUUGGAGUGAACCUCCAUGAUAUUAGGAUAAAUCAGUGCCCGACUUGAAGUUAGACAAAUUUAGACUGGGAAUGGCUCAAACAUUUUUAGCAGCAACAGGGACUAUCCAUCAUUGGAACAAUUUACCAAGGCUGCCAGUGAUUCCCUGUCACUGGCAGUUUUUAAAUCAAGAUGGGGUAUUUUUCUGAGAGAGAUGCUGUCUUUCAUACAGGAAGUAUUUCUGGGAAGCUCUAUGGUCUGUGUUAUACAGGAAGCCAGACUAGAUGAUUCCAGUGGUCCCGUCUGACCUUGGAAUCUGUGGCUAUUUUCAGAGACCUUUUCAAAGAAAAAGGACAAACUAUUUUUAAAUAAAAGAUGAGAUUAGCUAUGAUGUUUCUAAUCCAUGGGGGGGGGGAGAAGAAGGGGCUAAAGGCUGGCUCUACUUUGUCUCCCUCCUGCAGUUCUUGACUGGAUAGGUGGAAGUGAAUUAUUUUGUAUUAAUUCUGAUCAUUUUUGCAAGUCUCUUGAUCCUUGAAAAGAAUUAGCGAGGUGUCCCACAUGGGGGAAGUGAAACUGGGGAUUAGGAGAAUGUUUGGGAUUCACUGAGCGAAGACAGCAGCACCAAGCUCCAGUGUGAGAAAACAAAGUCCAGUGAUAUUGUUGCAGGAGGCUUGGUGGCAAAGUCGAUAACUCAACUAGUUUUUCAUCUCUGGAGCCCUGGGUUCAAAUCCCACUUAAAUGAAAUGAACUUUCCCCCACUGCAUCGUUGUGAAUUUCGAAUCAAGAGGAGCCCAGGAUUAGCAAUACAGGGCUGCCCUGCAAUUCAGAGCUGUGUUGCAUCUAUAGAAGUGUAUGGAGACUCAGCACUGGAAUCACAGGGUGCUGCAUCAAGGCUGAGUUGUAUAGGAAGGUAAUACUAUGUCUGUCUCGAGCCAGUGCUGUUAGCCUUUUGCUUCCAUUAGCCCCAAAUUCAAAUAAAUCUAGUUCUGUGAUUAAACCUUUAUGGGGCACAACAGUUCUCCCUCUCUUUCCUAUUUCUUCCAAAAGCUGACCAAACACAAUGGGUAUCCGGACUCUUAAUUAACUCUUUAUAAUGACUGUAAAUUUCAUUACUGUACAUGUGUUUGUCACAUGCCUUGAAUCAAAAUAUUUUAAGGAGAGAAAUGAAAGAAGAAAUUUUUUUCCCAUGUGUGAAUUUGCCAAGAACUGAAUUAAUUAUUUUUGUACAGUUGGUCUUAAUUGUAAAGAUAAUAGAAAUAAAGAAUUAAAAUGUUA
Chelonia mydas (Green sea turtle) is the source of this 5252-nucleotide messenger RNA. RefSeq names its product quinone oxidoreductase-like protein 2. NCBI's taxonomy places the organism in Eukaryota, Metazoa, Chordata, Testudines, Cheloniidae. The transcript has 11 exons. Gene Ontology annotation, cellular component: mitochondrion. Gene Ontology annotation, molecular function: oxidoreductase activity. The coding region runs from base 61 to 1212 and encodes 383 amino acids. The record is from RefSeq and is a predicted model, not a curated record.